AGCAACCAAUCCAUGAACACAUACUCCAAUUCCAAUAUGAACAGAAAACUGCUGUCUUCGAAUUGAUACAACCAUUUUCUUCGCCACCAGAAUAUCGUUCCAAGCUCAAUUCCACUGUUGAGCAGUUGGUGGUGUUGUGAGAUUAAGGAGAGGUUGUUGCUAUAGUUCCAAAGAAUGUCAUGUUUUACUUCCGCUGCCAUAUUUUCACCUGACUUCAAAACUUCAUCUCUCCAUGGAUGAUUUUUAUGUCAAUUGCAACAGCUGCAGCAUCUCUACAUCAGCAAGUCUACUAUUCAAUAAAUCCCAGCCAAAAAAGAGGCAGAAUUUGCAAUAUGGUUUAAGGAUCAGGGCUUCUUCUGCAGAUGAUGCCGAUGACUGCAAUGAAGAAGAAUGUGCCCCUGAUAAAGAGGUUGGAAAAGUGAGCAUGGAAUGGGUAGCUCGUGAGGAAACUAGAGUGAUUGGUACCUUUCCACCGCGAAAAAAGGGAUGGACCGGAUAUGUAGAGAAGGACACAGCUGGCCAGACCAACAUAUAUUCUGUUGAGCCUGCAGUUUACAUAGCAGAAAGUGCAAUCAGUUCUGGAACUGCAGGUUCAUCGUCGGAGGGAGCGGAGAAUACGGCAGCCAUCAUUGCAGGCAUUGCCCUAAUCUCAGUCGCUGCUGCUUCGUCAGUUCUUCUCCAAGUAGGCAAGAAGCCAGCGGUGGUGCAGACUGUCGAAUACUCGGGCUCGUCUCUCAGCUACUACAUCAACAAGUUUACGCCUCCGGUGGUGCAGCAGACCGUUGAAGUCUCUGCGCCCCCUGUGGCUGAAGAAGCCUCAACACCUGUGCAAACGGAAACCUCCGUUGCAGAGGUCUCUCAGUCUAAGCCUGAGGUUCAGGCCGACGACUCUCUGCCGCCUCCACAAGGUCCUGACGCGUUUUAGGCCGUUGAUCCUGCUAGUUUUGUCCAGGUUUGCUGAGACACGUUGUAUAUUGUAACACUAGACAUCAUAACAUUAUUGUAUAUGUUGCUGAAUUCGCCUGCGGAGUUGCAAAAUGACAGUGGUUUAUAUUAGUUUAAA
Salvia splendens (bonfire salvia) is the source of this 1063-nucleotide messenger RNA. RefSeq names its product protein MAINTENANCE OF PSII UNDER HIGH LIGHT 1-like. Gene Ontology annotation, biological process: regulation of protein complex stability. The record is from RefSeq and is a predicted model, not a curated record. Lineage: Eukaryota; Viridiplantae; Streptophyta; Magnoliopsida; Lamiales; Lamiaceae. The transcript is spliced from 6 exons. Gene Ontology annotation, cellular component: chloroplast thylakoid membrane. The coding region runs from base 233 to 925 and encodes 230 amino acids.